AUGUCUUACUUAGAUAAUGAUUCAAUUCCUUGGAAACUCAUUACCUCUAGUAUUUUAAUAUGCAAAUUUGUAUUUGAUAAUUAUUCAGAAAUUCAUAGAUAUAAACUCUUGAAUAAUCCAACGCCACCUAAAAUUUUGAAAUCAGAGCCUAUUGUGAAUCUCUACGAAUGUCAUAGACUCGAGGCUAGGUUAGAUUUGAUAACCAACUUUGUUAAAAAUUUGAAUAAAUGUAUCUUAAGCUGUCUCAGUAUCUCGAUAAAUGUUUUAUAUUACCUCUGGGUUAUUAGUGGAUUUAUAUUAUCGAAAUUUUCAUGGGCCUUACCAACAGUCAGUACCAACUCUCUUGUUGUUCGAUGUUUAGUAUUUUAUUGUAUUCAACGUUUGGGGAGCGAUCUUGAAUCAUUUCGCUUGGACUGUAUUUAUACAUUUUUAUCAGAGUUAGGUAUGAACAAGUACAAAUGGAAAUCUUGGCUUAGAGACAAAAUUUUACUGCUUGUCAUUAGUGAUCUGUUGCUGGCUAUCUUGACAUUAUCUUUAGGAGUUAUUAUAGAUUACUGUGGAGAUAAUUAUGUUAUUUAUGGUACUUCAUUUGUUACUGUAUAUAUAAUAUUCAUUUACAGUAUUACUCCAAGUUUAAUUGAUCCAUUGUUUUUCAAAUUCAACCAUUUGGAACAAGGCAAUUUAAGAAAUGAAAUCAUAAAGUUGGCAGCUAAACAUGGUUUCUCAUCAAGAGACAUAUAUGUUAUUGAUAGCUCAAAAAAAACUUCACGCCAAAACGCCUACAUUACUGGAUUACCAUGGAAUAGGAAAAUUGUCCUCUUUGAUAGUUUAAUUAAAACUAGCUCAAAUAAAGAAGUUCUUGCUAAUAUGGCACAACUAUUUGGUCAUUAUAAACAUGGUCAUAUUAAUAAGUUGGUUCUUCUUGCAAUUGCUGAUUCAGUAUUAUAUAUCUGCUUAUCGACGGGUUUUGUUAAAAAUAAGUCAUUACUAAAAGCAUUUGGAUUUGAUAGUGAUGCUCCAGGUUUAGUCGGUUACAUUUUAUUUCAUAACCUCUUUUCGUUCUACAGAAUACUUAGUCGUCAUAUUACUAAACAACUAGUUACAAGAUUUGAAAAUUUUGCAAAGAAACAUGCCGAAGAUCUCGGAUAUUACUGUUUCUUUAGAACUGCACUGAUCAAAUCAUUAGGGUUAGAUUUAUAUUCCAAAGAGCUGGACUGGUUACAUGCAACUUAUUUUAAGAAUCAUAUUAGCUUGAUGGAGCAAUUAGUUGGUAUCGAAAUUUUACUAGAUUUAUUAAAAAGGAAUGAGCUAAAUUAG
Molecule: messenger RNA, 1317 nt
Organism: Scheffersomyces amazonensis
Lineage: Eukaryota; Fungi; Ascomycota; Pichiomycetes; Serinales; Debaryomycetaceae
Product: peptidase family M48-domain-containing protein
Exons: 1
Coding region: 1-1317 (438 amino acids)
Biological process (GO): CAAX-box protein processing
Cellular component (GO): endoplasmic reticulum membrane
Molecular function (GO): metalloendopeptidase activity
Source: RefSeq, a predicted model, not a curated record